UAGCUGGUUGCUCGGGCAUGCGAGUAGGUGUGGCGAGCACACGCAGAGGUUCAGUGGGUGUUUGAGUGCGCUACAUUGUACACCAUGUUCUAUUAAAUGUAGUGGACUUACUUAGUGCAAAUAUCUCACGUCACUUUCGGGACAUUUGCCAGCGAAAAUGUGCGUUGCUAUGUUUAUAGGAACUGUCCAGUUUUGAAGUGGUCAGGAGACAAACUUGAGCAACUUCAGAGUUGGGUGUCUUGGUGGUGUCAGUGUUGCAUGCAUGGAAAGAAUUCACAUAUCAGUCAAGGGGACUUGUGAACCCUGUCAUUUGGUUGUGCAUGUCCCUGAGAGCCUCACAUUUUUUCUUCAAUGGCUGCCUCUGGCUCCUCCACCACAGUGCCUGAAGGAUUUCACUAUGAGACCAAGUAUGUCAUCCUCAGCUACCUCAGCCUGCCCCCACCAUCAAGAUCAAGACCCUCAGAGACAACGGAGGGAGAGAGCCAUUCGACACAGGAAGUGGAAAGAGAGCAGAGCCUGAAGAAACAGAUUGAGAAUGAAAUGAAGCAGCUGGAAGAGGAAAUUGCGGCCUCUUUUUCCAGAACCGGCUUUGAUCAGCUCACAUCCCCAGUGUUCAGUCCAGCCAAUCCAGAAAGCUCCAUAGAAGACAGCCUGGCAGUGCUGGCGGACCGCGUCUCACGGGACCUGGACACGCACCUGUCCUCCGCCACUCACACUCUUCUAAGCAGUGAUUUGGACUUUGAACGUUUCAGAGCAACGGUGGACGAGGUGUCCUCUCAUGCUCAAGGAGGAUGGAGCAAGGUGUUGGUACCUUUAGUAUUGUUACAAGCCCUACAGAAUGAGGGGCUGCCACUGGAAACACUGCUACGUUAUGGUUUGUGUUACCUUGAGGAAUCGCAAGCAGACUUCAUCAUUCAGCAGGGAGGAUGGGGCACUGUGUUCAGCCUGGAUGAAGCUGAGGACCCUGGCGUGAUCAUAGCCGAGGACAGUAACGACAUAUACAUCCUGUCAGGUGAACAGGCUUCGGAUCAGCUAAGCCCUCCUGCUUCACUACUAACUCUUGGAGAUAGCAGUGGGCCACCUUCCUGGCAGACAGAGAGUCUUCCUGUGUCUCUGACAGGACACGAGUCUUGGGCGCAGGUUGGCAUGAUGGACCCAGAAGAUGCCAAGAGUCUGGACAGCACCGAGGGAGUGGCGUUAGUCGAGGAGCAAAGCGAGAACAACUCCUCGAACUCUGACAUUGUCCACGUGGAACGUGAAGACGCUGAACUGCUAGAAGAAGGUGGGGAGACGUUGGAGGAAGGGGAGCUGCAGAGCAGCGUACUUAGCGUGCUGGGUAGCGAGAGCGACCUUGCUGCUGUCCGAGAAGAAGCACCAACCGCAGAGGCGGUGCAAACCGAACCUGAACCGAUUGUGGUCCCAGACGUGAUGGAGAUCCCUCCACCUCCAGCCUCAGUAGAGGAAGAGCACCCAGUCACCCAAGAGGUUUCCGCUACCCCCUCGUUCUCCGUGCCUGAGCCUGAACUUCAGUCUCAGCCUUUUCCAGCUCCUGUGGAGCCACAGUCAUCAUCCCCACCUGAUCUAGAACAGGAAGUGUUCCAAGAAAUCCUGGAGCAGAAGAUGCUUCCAGAGGUUGAUCUGAAAGCCACCUCCCCCGCCCACGACCUCCCUUCUGAGGUGCAGACGAAGACGGAGACGUCUGACCUCCCCGUGCUGCUAUACGGCGGUGCUGCCCUGGUGGCCAUCGCUGCAGUAUUGGCCUUUGGAGCACUGGCCUACAGGAAGAAGUAGAACGUCUCUGACUGUCCACAACCUCACUGUAUCUCUUGCCCUAACAGAAGCCCUGUGGGUCACAGUGCCGCCACAAGCUGCACUUUAUGAGAAAAGUACUCCUCUUACGUCAUACCUUUUUAUUUUCUGUUCUCGUUGCUUUUAGUUCUUUAAACCAGUUUUGUGACUGGAGAGGAACUUACAGGUGCAAAGUCAGGUUUCUUUGGUGAACCUGGGCUGUGACCUAGGUUUGGCCUGGUUCUGAAAGGAACAUCAAGGCUUUUGAUUCAAAGGAACUAAGUUAAUUUUUGUUAGUGAAGCAUGUUUAUGAAUAUUUGAUUUAAUGAAAUUAAGUUUGAUUUUAAAGCGCAAGCUUGUUUGAGUGGAUAAUUAUGAUUUUACCUUAUCAGAAAUUAAGUGCAAAACUUUAUGGGCCGUGCUCUUCAGAUGGAUUGUGUGACUGAUGUUCUCCCAGAAUAUAUCAGUACUUGUACAAAAGUACUCGUAACAACCGAAAGCAAA
Molecule: messenger RNA, 2292 nt
Organism: Labeo rohita (rohu)
Lineage: Eukaryota; Metazoa; Chordata; Actinopteri; Cypriniformes; Cyprinidae
Gene: bcl2l13
Product: BCL2 like 13
Exons: 7
Coding region: 352-1791 (479 amino acids)
Biological process (GO): apoptotic process; regulation of apoptotic process
Cellular component (GO): mitochondrion
Source: RefSeq, a predicted model, not a curated record